Effrenium voratum is the source of this 672-nucleotide messenger RNA. The record is from the annotation of a GenBank genome assembly. NCBI's taxonomy places the organism in Eukaryota, Dinophyceae, Suessiales, Symbiodiniaceae.
AUGGCAGGAUCUCAGCCAGAUCUGCCGUCCUACGCGCUCAAGGUGGUGCCAGCGUCGCGAGGCGGCGGCGGCCUGUUCUUCCUGCGCUCUCAGAAGCGCGACAGCGAGCAGCUAGGCCGUGGAGGUGGCUUCAACGAGAGGCAGAACGCUGGGGACCUGAAGGUGGAGCACAACUCAGAUGACGAGCUCUACGACGAGUUCGGCAGGAAAAAGAAGCGGAAAAAGGUGACAGCCAAGGACAAAGUGCAGAAUGACGAGAAGAGAGACGUUGACAAAGAGGGCGAUGCGGAUGCACUUGCAGGUGUUUCCCAAGCAGCUCAGGCAGCUGUACAUCCGCAGGCGCAUCUGGCGCAUCAGGCGCAUCAGGCGCAUCAGGCCUCGCGAGCGGAACCGCCCCAAGUUCCGCACGGGCCUUGCCCUCCUGGGUUUCCCACCCACGAUGGGUGUGGAUGCCACGGAUGCCACGGAUGCCACGGAUGCCAUGGGUGCGGGUGGGGCGCUUGGGGUGCCGACGCCUGGGGCGGUCAGUGGGGCGGCGGCUGGGGCGGCUGCGGCUGCGGCUGCGGCGGCUGCGGAAGACCAUGCGGAGAUUUCGCGUGGGGAGCCAAAGGCAGUGGAAAGUGGGGAAGCGAGGACACCUGGACAAGCUGGAAGGGUGCUGGCAAAGGAUGA